Molecule: messenger RNA, 620 nt
Organism: Pseudomyrmex gracilis
Lineage: Eukaryota; Metazoa; Arthropoda; Insecta; Hymenoptera; Formicidae
Gene: Acbp1
Product: acyl-CoA-binding protein-like
Exons: 3
Coding region: 92-361 (89 amino acids)
Biological process (GO): fatty acid metabolic process
Molecular function (GO): fatty-acyl-CoA binding
Source: RefSeq, a predicted model, not a curated record
CUUUUGUCACUCCCUACGCGGAUAGCACGUAGUACGGUCCCUUGUAGUUAGCUCGUACCUCCAAACGCUUCGUUCUAUCAAUUUUUUUAAUAUGUCACUGGACGAAAGAUUUAACAAGGCAGCUACAACUGUGAAGGAAUUGGCUGCACAACCAUCAGACGAGGACUUGCUUGAACUGUACGCUUUGUACAAACAAGCCACUGUUGGCGACUGCAACACAGAACGACCGGGAAUGCUCGACUUCAAAGGCAAAGCGAAAUGGGACGCUUGGAACGGUAAAAAAGGAAUGUCACAAGAUACCGCGAAAGAGCAAUAUAUCGCUAAAGCAGAGGCAUUAAUUGCCUCAAUUGGAACGAAGUAGUUCGUUCAUUAUUACGCUUAUAUGUGCACUUUUAAGUAAUUUAAGUGUGUAAUAUCUCUUUCAGUUAUUUAGAAAUUUCUUAGUACAACGCUUGGAUUCUAAAAAAAAAAAACAUGCUCAAACGUCAUGGUCUUAUUACUGUAGAUAUGUACAAGCUACGUUUUGUAUAAUUUUGUCAUUUGUUUACAAACUUCUUGUAUUCACACUUGCGCUCGCGCGCGUUUAAUACUGUUCACAUAAAAUUGCUUCUCGCAUUAAU